AUGGGUUUAGCUUUCUCGAGGCUGUUUGACCGUCUUUGGGGUCGCAAGGAGAUGCGAAUCCUCAUGGUUGGUCUUGAUGCAGCCGGAAAGACCACUAUCCUUUACAAGUUGAAGCUCGGUGAAAUCGUCACCACCAUCCCCACCAUCGGCUUCAACGUCGAGACUGUCGACUACAAGAACAUUCAGUUCACCGUGUGGGACGUCGGUGGUCAGGACAAGAUCCGCCCUCUGUGGCGCCACUACUUCCAGAACACCCAGGGAAUCAUCUUCGUGGUGGACAGCAACGAUCGCGACCGUAUUGUCGAGGCCCGUGAGGAGUUGCAGCGCAUGCUGAACGAGGAUGAGCUUCGGGAUGCUUUGCUCCUGGUUUUCGCCAACAAGCAAGAUUUGCCUAACGCCAUGAGCCCCGCCGAGAUCACCCAGCAGCUGGGUCUUCAAAGCCUCACCCGCCGUGCUUGGUACAUCCAAUCUACUUGCGCCACCACCGGUGACGGUCUCUACGAGGGUCUGGAGUGGUUGGCCGACACUCUCCGCAAAACUAACCGCGACUAA
This is a messenger RNA of Penicillium chermesinum, 552 nucleotides long. RefSeq names its product putative ADP-ribosylation factor (gene arfA). Gene Ontology annotation, cellular component: cytoplasm; plasma membrane. Gene Ontology annotation, biological process: intracellular protein transport; vesicle-mediated transport. NCBI's taxonomy places the organism in Eukaryota, Fungi, Ascomycota, Eurotiomycetes, Eurotiales, Aspergillaceae. Bases 1 to 552 code for a protein of 183 amino acids. Gene Ontology annotation, molecular function: GTP binding; GTPase activity. The transcript has 4 exons. The record is from RefSeq and is a predicted model, not a curated record.